Molecule: messenger RNA, 561 nt
Organism: Daphnia carinata
Lineage: Eukaryota; Metazoa; Arthropoda; Branchiopoda; Diplostraca; Daphniidae
Product: adhesive plaque matrix protein-like
Exons: 3
Coding region: 1-561 (186 amino acids)
Cellular component (GO): extracellular matrix
Source: RefSeq, a predicted model, not a curated record
AUGAAGUUCUUCAUCCUCGCCGCUGUCUUCGCUAUUGCCGCCGCCGAUUCCUACAGGUCCGACGAAUACGCACCAAAGUACGUGGCUCCUAAAUAUGAGGCUCCCAAAUACCACUCCUCUUCGUACGGAGAAGUCAGCUAUGAGCCCCAACCUUACGAGUUUGGAUACUCCGUGAAAGAUGGUGAAUACUACGCUGAUUUCGAUCACUCCGAGAAAAGCGAUGGCAAAGUGAAGACUGGAUCUUACCGCGUUCAACUUCCCGAUGGCCGCACUCAGAUCGUCACUUACAAAGCUGACAGCUACGGCUACACUGCCGAUGUCAAAUACGUUGGCGAGGCCAAGUAUCCCGACUACGUCCAGUCCAAAUACAACACAUACUCUGCCCCAGCUUACGGAGCUUCCGAAUACAGCGCUCCAGCUUACAAAGCCCCAGCCUACACCGCUCCAGCCUACAAAGCCCCAGCCUACACCGCUCCAGCCUACAAAGCCCCAGCCUACACCGCUCCAGCUUACAAAGCGCCAGCCUACACCGCUCCAGCCUACAAAGCCCCAGCCUACUAA